Messenger RNA from Nicotiana tabacum (common tobacco), 606 nucleotides. RefSeq lists its product as uncharacterized. Gene Ontology annotation, molecular function: RNA-DNA hybrid ribonuclease activity; nucleic acid binding. The record is from RefSeq and is a predicted model, not a curated record. NCBI's taxonomy places the organism in Eukaryota, Viridiplantae, Streptophyta, Magnoliopsida, Solanales, Solanaceae.
AUGGAGCAGUGGUUUAACAAGCGUAAUCAUACAUUGAACAAGAAGGAGAUUGAAGAAGCAAUCAUGAUAUGCUGGGAGAUUUGGAACUAUAGAAAUGGUGUAAUCUGGAACCAAAGAACGAGUACGGUGGAUCGCAUACUAGAUAAAGCUAUUAGCUUCAUCAAUGAAUGGCCCAAUUACGCACAUGGGCAGGAUAACGAGGAGAAUCAAAAGUGGAAACCCCCAGAUGGUUUAGCCCUCAAGUGCAAUAUUGACGCAUCUUUCAACCUUGCAACUGGUGAAGCUAGAGCAGGGAUGGUUGUUCGGGAUAGGCACAGUGAGUUUUUGAGAGGUAGAUCGACAUAUAUAGGGGCAACAUUCAGUUCGAUGAUGGCAGAGGCAUUGGCGGUAAAGGAAGCUCUUAGUUGGCUGAAACUUCACUACGAUGACACCAAGAUAGAGCUCGAGAUGGAUAGUCUAUUUGUGAAGUUGCAUUGGAUAAGGUCUGCGAAUCAGGUUGCUCAGGCAUUAGCACGAGUGGCUGAUUCUAUGUCAGGCUCGAUGGAGUGGAAUGCUAGCCCUCCAUCCUUUAUUGUAGAUGCUUUAUAUUUUGAUUUGAAAAAUUAA